Messenger RNA from Platichthys flesus (European flounder), 1952 nucleotides. RefSeq lists its product as uncharacterized. Bases 39 to 1850 code for a protein of 603 amino acids. The transcript is spliced from 10 exons. The record is from RefSeq and is a predicted model, not a curated record. NCBI's taxonomy places the organism in Eukaryota, Metazoa, Chordata, Actinopteri, Pleuronectiformes, Pleuronectidae.
GCUCCGGUCUGCACGCUGCUGUGGGUCAGAGUGGAGACAUGAACCACGUUUCCAACAUCUCAGGAGCCGGCGUGAGUCGACGAUCCAAACUCAACCAGAUGGUGACAGUGGAUGUGUUAAUAAUUGGGGGCGGCCCUCAUGCCUUGACCUUGGCGAGCUUGCUACUGAGUCCUGAGCCGGAAUCAGACCCUGGACAAGACUCACCGCUCUCCCCCUCCUGCUCGGACCCUCCGAGGCCUCGGCCACACCCGCCAACAUCCAACAACAGAUCCUUCAGUGGCAAGAAGAAGAGGAAGGCAACAGCUGUCUCUGCAGGGUUGACAGUGGAGGAACCAGAGAGGGUUGUUUGCCCCCCGCUGAGUCUCCGAGCGGUGGACUCGUACGGGGAGUGGACGGCUCUGUGGGAGAGGCAGUUCACAGCUCUGAGCAUCCCUCACCUGCGCUCACACACACUGGUGCACACUGACCCUCUCAACAAGAAAGCCCUGCAGGAGUUUGUUCUAAAGUGUGAUCGUUCAUCAGAGCUGCACAGUCUCCCAGACCAGGUUUACAUCCUGGAUGAAAAUGCUUUUUUCAAUGACACACGACUCGGCAAGAAGGAGAAGAGACGACUGAACAUCACCUCCACACUGAAGAAGAGUUUAUCCUUCAGUCUGCCCGGAACCAAACUGAGUGUGGACUUCUUUAGAGAUCAGGUGGAGAGAUACAACUUGGGCAAAGUGCUGGUAAAAGGAACAGUGGAGCGCAUCAUCCCUGUCAUCGAGCCCAAGGAAGAAGAGGAGGACUGUGCGAAGGAGAGGGGGACAGAGGGUGAGGCCACGACUGAAAGGAAGAGAGUGAAGUACUUUCAAGUCCAUCUUCAGGAGGGCGUCGUCCUAAAGGCUCACCAGGUCAUUAUGGCAACAGGACCAACACGGGCCCACAUGGUAAACAUCCCCUCAUGGGUGAAGAACAUUGGAGAGAGUUACCCAGAGGAGCGGUUGCUGCACACAGUGCAUCUCAUGCACCAUCCGCCAAAAUCUAAGCAUGAAGAAGUAAUGACAGACACUUCUCCAUCUCAAGAGCUGUGUGUAGUGUGUCAGAGAGGGCAGAGAGUAAUGGUAGUUGGUGGAGGUCUGACCAGCGCCCAUGUCGUCUCACUUGCCCUGCAGCAAGGGGCCAGCCAUGUGACAUGGGUCAUGAGGAAGCACCUGCAGUUAAAGCAAUUUGACGUGGGCGACGUGGAGAGCCUGGUGGGUCGUUACUCUCACGUGGAGCACGGCAUCAAGAUGGACGGCCAAGCCUACCUACGACAGUUCUAUAACGAACGGAGCCUUCACAAACGCCUGGCUAUGAUUCGCCAGGCACGGAAGGGAGGGGCCGUCACCCCAGAGGCCUACAUCCACCUACAGCCCUUCAUACUGAGUGGACAGGUGGAGGUCAAGACAUACUGUCAGGUGAGUGAGGCCAGCUGGUGCUACAGGAGCCAGGCCUGGAGUCUGACCCUCAGCACAGGGGACCACUGGACCGGAGAUAUGAUCUGGCUCGCCACCGGCUGCAAACUUGACGUGAGACAAGACCCGUUGCUUUCCGAGGUGAUGAAGGAAUUCCCAAUUCAGGUGAUGGACGGGUGGCCGUGCAUAUCAGACAGCCUGCGGUGGGCAGACGGCUGCCCGCUCUAUCUGAUGGGACAGUACACUGCUCUUCAGGUUGGACCUCACGCACUAAACCUGGCUGGUGGACAGGCUGCCAGCAUGAGAAUCGCAAAGGACAUCAUGCGCCAUCGACACCUGGAUGGUGGGGAUGCAUCUGAGGAGAAAUCGAAAACCGAGGAGUACGUUCAACAAAUGCACGGCCUGUUAUGGCUCUGACUUCACUCUUCAGCCUCGAGGAGCCGAAGUCUUUAUACUUUACUUGUCAAAUGUGACUGUAUCAAACGAUUAAAUGCUGUGAAACUCAUUUUUCUUUUUUAA